AAAUAGUCGAGUUAAAGUGUCGCCAAGAUUCAAUACACAUUCAAUUAUUUAUUAUUACAAGUGAAAAUAUUUUAUCAUGUCUAAUGAAGGUGAUUCUGAAAGUGAAGAUAGUGAUGCAGAAGGUGGUCUUGGAAAUGUAAGCCGUUUAAUAAUACGUCCACCAGGUCACAGUGGUAAAGCUAAAAAAGGACAUUUAUGUUUUGAUGCAUCAUUUGAAACUGGUAAUUUAGGACGUGUUGAUUUAAUAUCAGAAUAUGAAUAUGAUUUAUUUAUACGACCUGAUACAUGUAGUCCACGUUUACGUUUAUGGUUUAAUUUUACUGUUGAUAAUGUACGAAAUGAUCAACGUGUUAUAUUUAAUAUUGUUAAUAUAUCAAAAAUUAAAAAUUUAUUUAACAAUGGAAUGACACCAAUUGUUAAAAGUACAAGUAAACAAAAAUGGCAAAGAAUACCACGUAAACAAGUUUAUUAUUAUAAAUCACCACAACAUCAAAAUCAUUAUGUACUUGGUUUUUCAUUUAAUUUUGAUCGUGAAGAUGAUGUUUAUCAAUUUUCAUUAACAUAUCCAUAUUCAUACACAAGAUAUCUAGGACAUUUAGAUAAUUUAUGUACAAAAUUAACGACAAUUAAACGUGAAACACUUGUAUUAUCAUUAUUAAAAAAAAAUGUUGAACUAAUAACAAUUGGAUCAUCAUCAUCAUCAUCAACUAAUCCAACUGACCAACAACAACAACAGCAACAAAAAAAAGUUGUUGUUAUAUUAAGUAGAGUUCAUCCAGGUGAAUCACCAUCAUCAUAUGUUUGUCAAGGACUCAUGGAUUUUUUAGUCAGUGGACAUCCAAUUGCACUUGUUCUAAGAAAUUAUGUUGUAUUUAAAAUAAUACCAAUGUUAAAUCCUGACGGUGUGUUUCUUGGUAAUUACAGAUCAACAUUAAUGGGAAUGGACUUGAACAGAGCAUGGAAUAGAAUAUCAGAGUGGAUACAUCCAACCCUAUUUGCAACGAGAAAUUUACUUGAAUCACUUGAUAAAAAUUCAAAUACACCCCUUGAUUGUGUACUUGAUUUACAUGCACAUACAAAUUCAACUGGACUAUUUGUUUAUGGAAAUACUUAUGAUGAUGUUUACAGAUAUGAACGACAUAUUGUGCUACCAAAAUUAUUAGCUCAACAUGCUGAAGAUUAUGAUGCUGGUAAUACAAUGUAUAAUCAGGAUCCUCAUAAAUCUGGUACAGCAAGACGUUACCUAUGUUCAAUUUUAAAUGAACAAGUUAAUUGUUAUACAAUACAAGUAUCAAUGUAUGGAUAUUAUAAAAAAUCAACACCUGGUAUAUUAUUUCCUUAUACCGAAGAGAGUUAUUAUCGAGUUGGUAGAAAUCUUGCCCGGGUACUUAUGGAGUACUAUAAAUUGACGGGUUUGAUACCCUCAGGACUACCAGACCAGCCAUCAAACAAGCGUGGACGACAGUCCAGACAGAGACAUCGACAAAACCGGGAUCCACGACCCCGGACAGCCAGAACGCCUGCGCCUCUACAUCUUGCCAGUAUUCACGAAUAUUUUGCUGAUGAUAUUGGUGAUGUUUCAUUAGAGUCACGUUAUCGUUCAAUGAGCGGUACAAGAAUGAACAAUAUUUGUGAUAAUUUAUUUGGCAUGAUAAAUGAUAAAAAUACAAGCCACAGGUAUCGUAGCCCUGGGGCAAUUGUUGAUACAACAAAAAAAAAUUUAAAUGGAACAAUUGAUGUAAGACAUGAACCAAGACUUGCAAUUAUUGAUUUUAAUCAAUUGACACGUGGUGGUAUUGAUAUUGCAACUAGUAAAAAUCGUGCUAAAAUACCAAAAAAAUCAUCAGAUUGUUUUGCAAAAUUUAAGAGAUAA
Messenger RNA from Aphidius gifuensis, 1873 nucleotides. Its product is annotated as cytosolic carboxypeptidase 6. Gene Ontology annotation, molecular function: metallocarboxypeptidase activity; zinc ion binding. Gene Ontology annotation, biological process: proteolysis. The coding region runs from base 77 to 1873 and encodes 598 amino acids. The transcript has 6 exons. The record is from RefSeq and is a predicted model, not a curated record. Lineage: Eukaryota; Metazoa; Arthropoda; Insecta; Hymenoptera; Braconidae.